AUAAGAAACUUACAACCGGAACGACAGAGAAAGGGAAAUAGGCGUACGUGAAGACGACAAUUUUGUUGCGACUGAGGAAACCAGCCUCCGUGAUCCCUGGAGAAGCCCAGGGAAUCAUUGGAAUCAGUAACUGCUGCCAUUUCCGACCAAGUACCGGUAAACCGCCUGCCUGUCUGUCUGCAAAAAAGCCUCGGAUGUCAAUGGCCGUGCGGCUUCAGCACACGGGGAUGAGAGGAGAGCAGUUGUUGCGCUCCUGGCUGCGGACUCAGUGACUUUCUGUUUGGGCUCAGGAUGGCGCAGGGAGGGCCUCAGUUGGACUAUCACAUAUUGCAGGACCUCAAGCAACGCUUUCCAGAGAUUCCUGAAAAGGUUGUGUCUCAGUGCCUUCUUCAGAACAACAACAACCUGGACCUCUGCUGCCGUCUGCUGGCUCAGGAGAGUAAUAGAUACCUGUAUGAGGAAUACCACAGCCCAGAUGACCUGCACCUGAACCGCAACCACAUGCUGCGUAUUAGCGUGGGUUAUCCUGCUCCAGAGGGGGCUAAAAGUAAUCCCGGCGGCCGGGCUUUAGUCCACAGUUCUAGCGACAGCCACAUCGAGCAUCCUCGUAGUGGCUUCCCUGAGCCCCUCUCUGCCCCCGCUACCAUGGCGCCUUCACCGGGAUACAAUCCCUUCUUCAUGAACGACCAAGGACGCUCGAAUAUCCCCACUCCUCCGCCCGGCAUGCAGGGCGUGUCACCCCCAUAUACCCCUGUCUCGCGUUACAUGGCUCCCAUAACGGUUACCCUUUCCCAGAACAUCCCCUCUGUCCCCCAAGCACUGCAGAUUCCUCCUGGUGUGUAUUGUAACAGUGGGAAUGCUGUGUAUAUGCGUCCCUCACCCUCUCAAAGUCCUCAGCCCGCUCCCUGGCCCACAUCAGGGACACCCGUGUACCAGCAGUCACCUUAUGCCACACCGCCGUAUCAGUCCCCAUACAGCUCCCCCCAACAUCAAGUCCAGCAGCCGCCGCAUGUGUUCUUGCCCAUAAGUCCCCCCACCCUCACUGGCCUGUCAUACCAGCAGCCCCAAACAGUGUCCCACAGGCCCUUUAUGCCCUCAAAAGUUCCUAUGAAGAACCAGAUUGAGAUCACACUGGAGGGACAGCGAUCCCGGAGUAACUCGCCUGUGCAUGCUCCACAGGGAACGCUCUAUAUGACAACCAGUCCUUCUCCUAGUUCUCCGUCAAGGGCCAUCAGUGUGACCGGUCUCCCAGGGGCCUCCAUUCAUCAAGGAAUGUACGUCCAUCAGGGUGUGGCGAGACCCCGGCCUGCAUCCUCUCCCCAGUCUGUCACAUCAGCCAUCAUCAAGAUCAAAGUCUCUCCUGGACAGGCACAGCGUUCAUCAAGCUCUCCUCCAGUUGAGACCGAAUCCCUCCUCAACAUUGUAGACCAGGGAGAGCGCCAUCCUCCUCCCAUCCUGCCUCUCUCUGCGCUGCCAGCAAACAUCUGCAGCCAGAUCAACCGCAUGCCUAGACGAUCCAGCUCGGGUUCGGAUGACUAUGCAUACACUCAAGCUCUGCUCCUGCACCAGCGCGCACGGAUGGAGCGUCUCAUGAAAGGGCUCAUGCAGGAACAGCAGAAACUGGAGCAGCUCAAGGCGGAAGUCAAUGAAAUGGAAUUCGACGCCCUGCAGAGACGUUUCAGACGGGUGAACACCACGAGCCUCAUCCCUCGGCCUGAGGAAAUGACUAGAAUUCGGUCACAUAACAGACAGCUCCAGAUCAACAUUGAUUGCUCAUUAAAAGAGGCCGAUCUGCUACAGUCCAGAGGCAAGUUUGACGUGACCGCUAUGAACAACUUUUAUGAUAAUAUUCAGCCUGGCCCUGUUGUACCGUCACCAAAAAAGCCUGUGGCCCCGCAAACAGAUGAAGAUUUCGAGGGUGCUCAGUGGAACUGUGAAAGCUGCACUUUCCUCAACCACCCCGCCUUGCAUCGCUGCGAACAAUGCGAGAUGCCACGCAACACCUGAGUUGGCCGACCAUCUUCGUGAUGGGCCAUGGACCUCGUUCUUUUAGCUAAUCUUCUGUUCCACCGUGCAACGUUCAAGUCCCGCCUAUUAUCCAGUGAUGUCUUUCAUUUGCACCCUCAGCUUCACCCAGCAAUAACUGAGCCGUACCCCAUUCAAGAAGAGAUGCUAACCCUAGGUAAAUUUUAUCCAAUCAGAGCCCACCCUCUCUCUCCUUUUGAGGAGCUUCCUGCACUUGUAUUUUUCUACUGAAAGAAGAUGCUUUAAAAGAGGAAGGGAGGGUGUCUUGACUUUGCAGAAACAAGCUAAUUUGAUUGAUUGGCACCGGAGUGGACUGAUAAGAAGGAGCUUCCAGCCGUGAAGGAGGUGUGGUUUACCGAGCUACCAUUCCAGCAGAAUAAGACUGCCGUGUUUACAGAAAAAAGCCCCAAGGAUCCUGUGCACAGGGCUUCUCUCCCAACACCUUUAAUGUAUUGAGAUAAGCAGAGGUCUGACAAAUUGUAAUGUAGACUUUACACUGUAUGUGCUCACUGAGAGCUCCUUUCAUCGAAGGAAGAACACUAUAAGACCUGCAUAUGAACCUAUACCUGGUACUUUUAUGCAUAUUAUGCCACACUGUAUUCUGUGUUUAAGAUGUCGAUUUCCUGUGCAAAUGAGUCAAAUUGCUGUACUUAAUAAAGGAUCGAAUUCUAUGUGA
Molecule: messenger RNA, 2701 nt
Organism: Paramisgurnus dabryanus
Lineage: Eukaryota; Metazoa; Chordata; Actinopteri; Cypriniformes; Cobitidae
Gene: tab3
Product: TGF-beta activated kinase 1 (MAP3K7) binding protein 3
Biological process (GO): positive regulation of canonical NF-kappaB signal transduction
Cellular component (GO): extracellular exosome
Molecular function (GO): ubiquitin binding
Source: RefSeq, a predicted model, not a curated record